AUGUCUUUAAUUCAGGAAAUCAAAUCAAAGGUUUUUAGAGAGGAAGACUGAAGAGUAACGAUCUAAUCCACAAUCUAACUUCUAAUACACAAGCAGAAUCAGGAAUUCGGGAAAACAUUUUCAGUCGAUCAGUGAUCCGAGAAAUUUUUAAAUCUGUACUACUGCAAUUCGUUUUAUAGUGCAAAUGAGCUGAUCUAAAACCUUAUUUAUUCCCAUCUUAAAUUUAUGAUGCUUUAAAAAGAUGUUACCCAGACCAAGAGAUCAUAAUCUCUUGGCUAGAAAUAAGGCAUCAUGUUAAUUAAAGAAUCAGUGUAACUGUGCGCAUGCUCUCCCUAGCAAUGUUGUCAUGCGUUGAGGGGGCGGAGGGGAGGAAGAGGGGGGUGUGUGAUACAAUUUAAAAAAUUAACAACGGUAAGAAGCACAAGCCAAAAAACAAUACAAGGUAAUUAAGACAACGAAGACUGACAAGAUUCAAAGACACAAACAAAAAUAAAACAAUGCAAAAAUUAAAAUUGGGUCAUCGAAAAUUUCUUAAAGAUAUCGACCGAGACUUGUGCAGUAACCAUUCUUUAGGGACCGGUCAUUAUUUUAUUUAGGGAGGGGGUGGAGGGUUGGAAGUUUUUGGGGGAACCCAUGGUUUCCAGUGGGAACUUUUAGGGGAUCAGUCGUUGCUAACUGAAUGCCGAUGAGGGGAAGAUCAGGUAAAUUUUUUUUUGUGACAUAACUAAAAUCAUCCGCACCCUCCUUCCCCCUAGACGAUAAAUAGCGACCGUUCCCGGUUGUACAACUUUUCAACAACUGCAUUGAUCGUUGUCUUUGUUUCUGUUUAGAUGCUUGGAUACGGGUUCGUGUUCAGCUUCAAGAUUAGGCAUCGACUGGUGAUAUUCACGGCAACUCUUUGUAUCCUAUGUGUGAUAAUCUUCGAGGAGCUUCACUAUUUGGAAUCACAUCCACGGACACUUGUCCCUGUAAACAAAAACAUGGCCAGGCCGAGAUGUGACAUGGAACUUGAAAUCGGCCCAAUGUGCCCUAAGCUUUACACCGACCUGGGAGGUAUGUGUGAGAUGGGUAGCACAGGUAUCCUAUGUCCCGAUAUUCGCCACAAAGCGAACACUCCAUUGAGGCAAUCCCAGUUAGUGAUGACCAGAAUGCUACGAAUAUUUCAUCUUUUGGCCACAAAACACCGCAUCCGCUAUUGGCUAUCUGCCGGAACACUUUUAGGGGCUGCCAGACACAAGGGUUUUAUUCCUUGGGAUCAUGACGUCGAUAUAGAAAUGCCUUUGGAGGACUAUAUCAAAUUCUUUAAAGUAGCAAGCAGAGAUCUUCCGGAUGAUAUUUUUUUCCAGAAUUCCUUUACAGACACUAACUUACUGUCUAAUAGGCCUCAAGACGCAGUUUCUCCGCUUCACCCAGAAAUUGGUUAUUAUUUAAAUCCAAUGAACCAUCGCCUAAGAGAUAAGGCAAGUUGUUAUGGUUAUUGCCUUUUGUACGAUUGCAAGUGGCAUGACGGACUCAUGAUCGAUUUGUUUGUCAGUGAAAAAAGGAGUGAAGACGUUUUUCCACUAAAGGAAAUGGAAUUUGAAGGCUUCGUGUUUCCAGUUCCCAAAUCCUGGAAAGGAAAUUUAGAGGAAAAUUAUGGAGACGAUGUGCUUAAUAUACCCGAGGAAGCAGAGAAUCGAAAACCUAUCCUAAGGCCAUAUCCAAUGAAGACGUGUAAGACGUUGGCCCAAGAGACUGUUGAAUUUGAAUGA
Molecule: messenger RNA, 1751 nt
Organism: Pocillopora meandrina
Lineage: Eukaryota; Metazoa; Cnidaria; Anthozoa; Scleractinia; Pocilloporidae
Source: the annotation of a GenBank genome assembly